Guillardia theta CCMP2712 is the source of this 1598-nucleotide messenger RNA. RefSeq lists its product as hypothetical. Lineage: Eukaryota; Cryptophyceae; Pyrenomonadales; Geminigeraceae. The transcript is spliced from 3 exons. Gene Ontology annotation, molecular function: oxidoreductase activity; flavin adenine dinucleotide binding. Bases 35 to 1543 code for a protein of 502 amino acids. The record is from RefSeq and is a predicted model, not a curated record.
ACUUCUUCCUUCAUCAAGUCAGCUAGCAGCGAAAAUGCCGGCGAUCUUGACCCGUCCCAUCAUGAGCAACGCUGUCAGAACCUUGUCCAGGGUUCAGAUCCGUUUCUUCAGCAGCACAUCCGGUCUCUUGUCUAAGAAGAUUGUCAUUGUUGGUGGUGUUGCCGGCGGUGCCUCUGCAGCUGCUCGUCUCCGCAGGUUGGACGAGAACGCUACCAUCACUGUCUUCGAGAAGGGACCCUUCGUGUCCUUUGCCAACUGCGGUCUCCCCUACUACGUCGGAGACGUCAUCAAGGAUGACAAGGAUCUUGUUCUUGCAACCCCUGCUCUCUUCAAGAACCGCUACAAGAUUGACGUGCGAACUCAGAACGAGGUGGUCAAGAUCGACACGAAGGCCAAGACUGUGGAGGUAAAGGAUGUAGCUAAGAACACGACCUCUACCGAGAGCUACGAUGCUCUCGUGCUUGCUCCUGGUGCCUUCCCCAUCCGCCCUCCUCUUCCCGGCAUCGACCUCCCCGGAAUCUUCCUCUUGCGCACCAUCCCAGACAGUAUGCAGAUCCGUGCUUGGAUGGAUCAGUACAAGAUCAAGCGCGCGGUGGUUGUGGGCGGAGGCUUCAUUGGCCUUGAGACCGCUGAGAACCUCGUGCAUCGCGGGAUUGAGGUGACCAUUGUCGAGAUGGGAACUCAGAUCCUCCCUCCCAUGGAUCCAGAGAUGGCUGAGGUCCUUCACGAGCAUUGCAAGGCCAAGGGCGUCAACCUCUGCUUGGGCGAUGGCGUCGCCGGCUUCUACAAGACUGACACCGGCCUUGAGGGUCGCAUUGCUGCCGACGUGAUCAACGGGCGAUCGAGCACCUUCCGUGGUGUGCAGGGCACUGCUGUGUGCGGAGUGUUCGACAAGGUGGCGGCGUCGACUGGAGCGAGCGAGAAGACGCUCAAGCGGUACGGGAUCCCCUACGAGAAGGUCUACCUUCACCCCAACAACCAUGUCGGCUACUACCCCGGAGCCAAGAUGAUUCACUUCAAGCUUCUCUACAGCCCCAAGGACGGAAAGAUCCUCGGAGCUCAGGCGAUCGGAGAGGCUGGCGUGGAGAAGCGUAUCGACGUCGUUGCCAUGGCGAUCCAGCAGGGCAUGACGGUGUACGACCUGGAGGAGUCAGAGCUGUGCUACGCUCCUCAGUUCGGAGCUGCCAAGGACCCUGUCAACUUCGCUGGCUUCAUCGCUUCCAACAGCCUCCGGGGCGACUCUCCGAUCGUGCAUUGGGACGCCAUCAUCAAGGGGGAGUGCGACCCCAACCACGUGCUGGUGGACGUGCGAACCAAGGAGGAGAUCAACCUCGGCAUGUACAAGGGCGCCAAGCACAUCCCCAUCGACGAGAUGCGCGCGCGCAUGUCCGAGCUGCCCAAGGACAAGCCCAUCUACCUCUACUGCGGGGUUGGCCUGCGCGGAUACAACGUGGUGCGCAUGCUGAAGCAGAACGGAUAUCAGGCGUACAACGUGCCGGGAGGAUGGAAGACGUACGCGUACGUGUCCAAGUGUGUCAAGUAGACCAGCGUCUCACCCUCUCCUUAUCUGACAGAAUACAAAAAGAUUUGAUCCUUCU